Messenger RNA from Pochonia chlamydosporia 170, 1884 nucleotides. Its product is annotated as fungal transcriptional regulatory protein. The record is from RefSeq and is a predicted model, not a curated record. NCBI's taxonomy places the organism in Eukaryota, Fungi, Ascomycota, Sordariomycetes, Hypocreales, Clavicipitaceae. Gene Ontology annotation, cellular component: nucleus. The coding region runs from base 1 to 1884 and encodes 627 amino acids. The transcript has 2 exons. Gene Ontology annotation, molecular function: transcription cis-regulatory region binding; zinc ion binding; DNA-binding transcription factor activity, RNA polymerase II-specific. Gene Ontology annotation, biological process: positive regulation of transcription by RNA polymerase II.
AUGAAUACGCGCGAUGAUGACGGACGGCCCCGGAAGCGUGCUCGAAAGUCGCGCGGCAAAGGGUUGCGAACUACUACUGGUUGUCUGACUUGCAGGAAGCGCCAUAAGAAGUGUGAUGAACAGCGGCCAGUGUGUGGCCCUUGUUCCAUCUCGGAUCGACAUUGCGCAUUUCCCCAGAGUCUGGAUGCAACAUCGCCUUCGGAGACGUCAGCCCCAAAUUCACCAAGAGCCAUUGCUACCACAAGUACCUACAACCACCGGCAAGUGAAUUCGGCUGAAAAUCAUGGAAAUUCGUCGCUGGAUGCACCCCAUUCUGAGCAAAAUGGCGUCUCCAACAACUUUGCGAGCCACAUGGGCGGCGAAACCCUGCCCACCGGUGAUGAGCAACUGGCGGUAGCACCAAGCAACGGCGGCUUCAUAUGUUCUCCUGAGUCAAUAUCGUCUGAGGCUUGGUCCGCAAAUUUCGCCUCCAUUCGCUGGCUGGAUCUUUUGGCGACCGAUGCAGCACAAGCAGAUAGUAACUUUCCCCUUACCACCGGUCCCGCGCUUACCGAUGGACAGACUCGAGGCGCCAGGCUGGCUCGAGCGACUGCGAUAUCUGUUCACGUAUCUCCUGCACUUUUGAAUGGCCAAGCACAACUCCCAGAGGAUCUAGACCCUGAGUUUGAGCGUACCACGUGGCAAUCUGUCGGAGACGUGGUGCUGUCUGCACACGAGGCCAAGUUGUUCCGGCACUUUGCCGAUCGUUGUGCGUCUUGGCUCGAUGUGUUUGACCCGCAUAAGCUGUUUUCCAACUAUGCUAUUCGGUUGGCUAUCCGAAAUACUGGCUUGAUGAAGGCAAUUCUUGCCUUGUCUGCGAAGCACAGAUUUAGCGGUAUCGAUGACGUGGCCCGUCAGUUGCGGACGGAUGCUGAUGGAGAGUUCGAGGAAGGAGAAUGGAUUCGCUAUUACUAUGAGACGCUACAGUACGUACGGGAAACUUUGAAAUACCCUAGCUAUUCCCACUCUGAAGAGCUCCUCGCUACUGCGCUUGUCAUUUCAGCUUAUGAGAUGCUUGACGAGUCAGACGGGUCUGGCAACUGGCAACGCCAUCUUAAGGGAAUAUUCUGGAUUCAAAGAUCUCAGGACGUCGACGGCGGUUGUGGCGGUCUUCGUCAGUCCGUUUGGUGGGCUUGGCUCCGCCAGGAUAUCUGGGCGGCUUUCCGCGAGUCGCGAGCUUGCCUCAGCUUCUGGGUGCCGUUCAAGGCUAUUCAUGAGCUUGAUCAGAAUGAGCUGGCCGAUCGAUCCAUUUACAUUUUGUCACAGGCUAUAAACUAUCGGGCAAGCGUUCAAGCCGCCGCUGCUGGAUCGACAACGGCGAAUCAUAUGGACCAGAUGCAGUUAAGCAAGCAGAGGGACAAACUGCUGUCUAUGAUGGAGCAAUGGAAGUCGUGCCUAGGCGAUGAAUACAAAGUGCUCCCAACGCCGACUGAUGCUGCUGGCGAUGUUUUCACUCCGCUUUGGAUUCACCCGCCUCGCUUCGGGGUCGCCUUGCAAGUACACAGCUUUGCACAGAUUAUCGUUACGCUUCACAGUGUCAAUCCCGCAUUGGCAGGAUUCAAUGGGUAUUUGAAGAUGCAGCGAACGCUUUCCGAGGCAGUGAACACAAUAUGCGGCAUUGCCACGCAGCUAAGAGAUGAAAGUUGUCAGAUUUUGUCUGCACAAUGCUUAUAUGGGGCAGGACUCUGCGUCGCUGAUGGCAAAAAGAGGAACAAGAUUAUAUCCAUGAUGGAAGACUGCGAGAACCGUACGAGCUGGGCUCCAAUGGCUACCUGGCGGGAAGACUUACGCCGGGAGUGGGAGCGGGCUGACAAAAACGACUUUGAAACCAUGGGUGAUGGAUGA